AUGACCACCCUAUCAUCCGUCGCGCGCAGUCCUGCGCCGACCGUCAACUCCUCUCCAAUAAAACCGAUCCUUCGGAAACCUACUUCAGUCCUGGGCACUCGAUCACGAUCUGAGAACUUGGAGGAUGCAGAUGAGGAUGAGCCGCCCACCAAGCGACAAAAGAAGACGGUCGUUUUUAACGAAGAUCUGAACAUCGUGAAGGAGAUUAGUGGCAAGAGCUUGGAAGACGCGAAGAAGGAAGUGAAGCAGGCGCUCGAGGGUCACAGUCGCGGCGACGAUGAGGACUAUGACAAUCUGAAGGAGAUUUUCUCGCCGACUCCCAAGAAGCGUCGUCGGGUGGACGAUGAUGAUGAGGACGAGGACGAGGACGAGGAGGACGAAGAAGAGGAGGAAGCGGGAGCAGCAAAACCGCAUGAUCUGAUAGUUUACGUCGUGGCGCUGACGGGGUAUGCGCCGCUGCUUGGCCGGUCGUGUUCCGGCUUGCUCCGGAGUGUGCUGCGCUGCAGCUGGCUGGAGCGGGAUGAGAACUUUGCGCGGGCCUACAUCCAGCUGUUGGCUGCGCUCUCGUCCGUGCAGGGCUCGCUCUUCACCCAGGUGCUCACAAUGAUGGUCGACAAGUUCACCGAGACGCGGCACACCUCGAGCGUUCGCGGUUUUGCGCCCGUCGAUCCGGAAACGAAGAGGAAGUGGCUGCAUAUCGGGUUGAAGUACCUCCUGGAGCUGUUCCCGGCGGGCCAACACCUGAUCCUCAACCUAGUCUCGACCAAGUUCCCGUACACCGAGGCAUCCAAGGCGGUCCACAUGGAGUACAUUGACCACCUUCUGCGACUCAAGGCUGCCAGGCCCGAGCUUGAACGGGAUAUCAUGGAGCUGAUUCUCUCGCGGCUGGUCAAACUGGAUGUAGAGAUGUCGCUCGAUCUGGAGAACGACGACGACGAGACUACCCGAGCGGUGUUGCGCCAGCUUGAGGCUCCGGAUGCCAAGAAUGAGGACGAGGACGACGAUAGCGAUGCCGAUUCGGUAUUGAGUGACGAUGAUGGCCUCAAUGAGCAGGCCAAGCGCGUGCUCAUGAUCAAGAGCAAGUUGGAGACGAUGGACGCCAUCCUCGACCUGCUCUUCUCGAUCUACAAUCCGGUCUUUGAGGAUCCGGACAGCCCUGACGCAAUCGAGGCGUUCCAGGACUUGUUAAGCGACUUUUCAAACGUCAUCCUGCCGCAUCUCAAGUCGCGCCACACUCAGUAUCUGCUCUUCAAGUUCUCCAUGAAGUCCACCCAGCUUAUGGAGAUGUUUAUUGGAACGCUGUUCAAUCUUGCCUUUGAAUCAAACCGCCCACCGGUCGUCAAGCAGGCCGCGGUUGCGUAUUUGGCAAGCUUCACCGCGCGCGGAGCGCGUGUUCAGAGUGAUCAGGUGAAGAUGAUCACGCAGACGUUUCUCGACUACAUGGACCACUACCGCGCCGUCCAUACCAGCUGCCGCGGGCCGGAUGUGAGGCGCUAUAGCCAGUACUAUGCGUACUUCCAAGGCUUGCUCUACAUCUUCUGCUUCCGCUGGCGCGACUUGAUCGACCAGGACCUGCUCCCUUCCAACCUUGAUUGGGACGAUCCGGCGUCAUUCAUUGGCCGAGACUUGCCCUGGAUGACGGGGUUGAGGUCACGACUGCAGGCCAACAUUGGCAGCAAACUCAAUCCUCUGAAAUGUUGCUCCCCGAUCAUUGUUGACGAAUUUGCCCGUCUUGCCCACCACCUCCGGCUCAUCUACAUCUAUCCACAGAUCGAGAAGAACAAAUCCGUGCACCUCUCGCAAUUUUUCACGGGCAGCUACGCGACAGGCGGUGCGCUCCGCGAUACCGGCCUCGAGUUUGACGACGAGAAGUGGACGCACCUCGAGGCGUGCUUCCCCUUUGACCCGUUCCAGUUGCCCGUCGCGAAACGGUGGCUGGACCUGGAGAAUAGCUAUGUCGCGUGGCGGCCGAUGGCGCUGCUGGAUCGCGAUGAAGACGGGGACGUUGACGAUGAUGACGAGGAUGGUGAGAAUGAUGAAGACGAGCAGGACGACAGCGACUUUGAGGAAGGGAUCAGGGGUGAUGGGGGAGUGGUGAGCAGUUUUCAGGAGGAUACGGCAACUGACGAGGAGGGCGGCGAGGGGUAUGAUUGAGACGAAAGUUUGCUGACUUUUCGUCAAGGAUUUUUU
Molecule: messenger RNA, 2190 nt
Organism: Thermothelomyces thermophilus ATCC 42464
Lineage: Eukaryota; Fungi; Ascomycota; Sordariomycetes; Sordariales; Chaetomiaceae
Exons: 7
Coding region: 1-2154 (717 amino acids)
Biological process (GO): transcription initiation at RNA polymerase I promoter
Cellular component (GO): nucleus
Molecular function (GO): RNA polymerase I general transcription initiation factor activity; RNA polymerase I core binding
Source: RefSeq, a predicted model, not a curated record